CUGGCCCUGCUGCUCUGAGAUCCCGGAAGCUGCCGGCUCCUCCCCUCACUGAGGCGCUCCCGCUCCCGCAGAGCGGCAACCCCCGCCCAGAGCGGCCGGGCCCGGCUGCUGUGUCACGUGCUCGGGGAUCCCCCAGGCGCGCUGCCCCCGCCCCGCCGCUGCCGGAGGAGGAAGAGCGGGCGGCCCUGCAGCUGCGGCAUGUCGCCGGCCGGCUACAAGUUCCCCGAGCGGCCGGUGAAUACCAAGAAGAGCUUGAAAGAUGAAAUUGACUCUGUUUUGCGGGAGCGGAUUAUGGUUUUGGAUGGAGGCAUGGGGACCAUGAUCCAACAGCAUGCGCUAUCAGAAGAGGACUUCCGAGGACAAGAAUUUAAGGAUCAUCCAAAAUAUCUGAAAGGCAACAAUGACCUUUUAAGUAUAACUCAGCCUGAUAUAAUCUACAAAAUUCACAAGGAAUACUUGCUCUCUGGGGCUGAUAUCAUUGAAACAAACACUUUCAGCAGCACCAGAGUUGCACAAGCUGACUAUGACCUUGAGCAUCUGGUUUAUCAGUUAAACAAAGUCUCAGCACAGGUGGCCAGAAAAGCAGCUGAUGAUGUGACUGCUCAGACAGAGAGCAGACGAUUUGUUGCUGGUGCUAUGGGUCCUACAAACAAGACGCUCUCUGUGUCUCCCUCGGUGGAAAGAUCAGACUAUAGGAACAUCACUUUUGAUGAGCUGGUUGAAGCAUACCAAGAACAAGCCAGAGGACUCUUAGAUGGAGGGGUUGAUAUCUUGUUAGUAGAAACCAUAUUUGAUACAGCCAAUGCCAAGGCAGCUCUCUUUGCUCUCAAGAAACUGUUUGAGGAAGAGUAUGAACCCAGACCAAUAUUUGUUUCUGGAACCAUUGUAGAUAAGAGUGGACGCACUCUCUCUGGCCAGACAGGAGAGGCAUUUGUCAUUAGUGUAUCCCACAGUGACCCACUUUGUGUUGGCUUAAACUGUGCAUUAGGGGCAGUGGAAAUGAGGCCCUUCAUUGAAACAAUUGGGAUAUGUACGACUGCCUACAUCAUCUGUUAUCCCAAUGCAGGUCUCCCCAAUGCCUUUGGAGGUUACGACGAAACCCCUGAAGUGACUGCCAAGCAUCUAAAGAGUUUUGCUUUGGAUGGUUUGGUCAACAUAGUUGGAGGUUGCUGUGGUACUACUCCAGCACACAUCAGGGAGAUUGCUGAAGCAGUAAAAACAUGUAAACCUCGUAUUCCCCCCUCCUUCGUUGCAGAAGGGUAUAUGCUGCUGUCAGGUCUUGAGCCCUUCAGGAUUGGCCCAUACACCAACUUCGUUAACAUUGGUGAACGUUGCAAUGUGGCAGGAUCAAAGAAGUUUGCUAAGCUCAUCAUGGCAGGCAACUAUGAAGAAGCUCUGAGUGUAGCCAAGGCCCAAGUUGAGAUGGGAGCCCAGAUUUUGGAUAUCAAUAUGGAUGAUGGAAUGCUGGAUGGGCCAAGUGCUAUGGCCAGAUUUUGUAACUUCAUUGCUUCGGAACCUGACAUUGCUAAGGUGCCGUUAUGCAUCGAUUCUUCAAAUUUCUCUGUGAUUGAAGCUGGCUUGAAGUGUUGCCAAGGGAAAUGCAUCGUGAACAGCAUCAGCCUGAAGGAAGGUGAAGAUGAUUUCCUGGAAAAAGCAAGAAGGAUUAAGUUGUACGGAGCAGCUGUGGUGGUCAUGGCUUUUGAUGAAGUGGGUCAAGCCACAGAAACGGAAACUAAAAUUGCAGUGUGCACCAGAGCUUACCACCUCCUUGUGAAGAAAGUGGGCUUCAAUCCAAACGAUAUAAUUUUUGACCCCAAUAUUCUGACCAUAGGGACUGGAAUGGAAGAACAUAACCUGUAUGCAAUUAACUUCAUCAGUGCAGCGAAAACCAUAAAAGAAACACUGCCAGGAGCUAAAAUAAGUGGAGGCCUUUCCAAUCUGUCCUUCUCCUUCCGGGGGAUGGAAGCCAUUCGAGAAGCAAUGCACGGAGUUUUCCUGUAUCAUGCAAUUAAGUAUGGCAUGGACAUGGGGAUAGUGAAUGCAGGGAAUCUUCCAGUGUAUGAUGAUAUUCACAAGGAACUUCUACGGCUGUGUGAGAAUCUGAUCUGGAAUAAAGACCCAGAUGCUACAGAGAAGCUUUUACAUUACGCCCAGACUCAUGCCCAAGGAGGAAAGAAAAUGGUACAGACUGAUGAAUGGCGGAAUAGCACCGUGGAGGAAAGGCUGGAAUACUCACUUGUCAAGGGCAUUGAAAAAUUCGUCAUUGAGGACACAGAAGAGGCACGAUUAAACUAUGAAAAAUAUCCCAGAUCUCUGAACAUAAUUGAAGGGCCCCUAAUGAAUGGCAUGAAAGUUGUUGGUGAUCUUUUUGGUGCUGGAAAGAUGUUUCUGCCUCAGGUGAUAAAGUCUGCUCGAGUUAUGAAGAAGGCAGUUGGCCACCUCAUUCCCUACAUGGAAAAGGAAAGAGAGGAAGAGAGAGCUAAAUCUGGCAGCAUUGAAGAAAAGGACCCUUACCAUGGCACAAUAGUGCUAGCUACUGUAAAAGGAGACGUACAUGAUAUUGGCAAGAAUAUCGUGGGAGUGGUACUAGGCUGCAACAAUUUCAGAGUUAUCGAUUUAGGAGUCAUGACUCCGUGUGAUAAGAUAUUGAGAGCUGCUAUUGAAAACAAAGCAGAUAUAAUUGGCCUGUCUGGUCUUAUCACACCUUCUUUGGAUGAAAUGAUUUUUGUUGCCAAGGAAAUGGAGAGAUUAGAGAUCAAGAUUCCUUUGUUGAUUGGAGGAGCAACUACAUCUAAAACACAUACAGCUGUGAAAAUUGCCCCACGGUACAGCGCACCGGUCAUUCAUGUCCUUGAUGCAUCCAAGAGUGUGGUGGUUUGUUCUCAGCUGCUAGAUGAAAACCUGAAAGAUGAUUUCUUUGAAGAAAUAAUAGAGGAGUAUGAAGACAUUAGACAGGACCACUAUGAGUCUCUCAAGGAAAGAAGAUAUUUGUCAUUAGAGCAAGCUAGGAGAAAAGGUUUUCAUAAUGACUGGCUGUCAGACUAUAAACCUGUUAAACCUAAAUUCUUUGGCACUCAAGUCUUUGAAGAUUAUAACCUAGAGAGGCUGGUGGAAUACAUUGACUGGAAGCCUUUUUUUGAUGUCUGGCAACUUCGGGGCAAAUAUCCCAACCGAGGAUUUCCUAAAAUUUUUAAUGAUAAAGCAGUGGGAGAAGAAGCUAAAAGAGUUUAUAAUGAUGCUCAAACCCUACUAAAAACUUUGAUUAGCCAAAAGAAAUUGCAAGCCAGAGGCCUGGUUGGGUUCUGGCCAGCACAGAGUGUUCAAGAUGAUAUUCAUUUAUAUGCAACAGAAGAGGCAUUGCAGUCUGCAGAACCAAUAGCUAAAUUUUACGGUUUAAGGCAACAGGCAGAAAAAGACUCCUCCUGCGCAGACCCAUAUUACUGCCUCUCUGAUUUUGUAGCCCCCGUGGAUUCUGGUGUUUGUGACUAUUUAGGCCUGUUUGCUGUGGCCUGCUUUGGGGUAGAUGAGCUGUGCAAGGAAUAUGAGAAACAGUGUGAUGACUACAGCAGCAUAAUGGUGAAAGCACUGGGAGAUCGUAUAGCAGAGGCAUUUGCAGAGGAGCUCCAUGAAAGGGUCCGAAAAGAACUCUGGGCUUACUGCAACAGUGAACAGUUGGAUAUUUCAGACUUGCGCAGGAUCAGAUAUGAUGGAAUCCGUCCAGCUCCUGGGUACCCGAGCCAGCCUGACCACACUGAAAAAUUCACCAUGUGGAGACUUGCAGACAUUGAGGAGGCAACAGGUAUUCAGUUAACUGAGUCACUAGCAAUGACACCUGCCUCUGCAGUUUCAGGUCUCUACUUCUCCAACCCCAAAUCCAAAUACUUUGCUGUUGGUAAAAUAUGUAAGGAUCAGGUUGAAGAUUAUGCACUGAGGAAAAACUUGCCAGUGGUUGAGGUUGAGAAAUGGCUGGGGCCCAUCCUGGCAUAUGAUUCGGAAUAACUGUUUGUGGGAUGGCAGAGGAAAGCCUCUGCCUUGCUCUUUCCCAUUUCUUCUCCAGAAACAGAGCAGAGCUGGACUUAGAAUCUUGUCAUUUGCAUCGAUUGACAGAACCUCUCAGUGGGCUUUGGAGGCUGUUUACUUUGUAGUAUCACCUGCUGACACACGCAAAAAAACCCCACCACAUGUUUUUCUGAUGCUUUGUUAAUUUUUGGCAAAGUAGUUUGGCAAAGUAGUAGUUGAAACUGUGCAUUUCUGUGCCCAAAUACUAUAAUUGGGCUAGGUGUAGAGUGAGAUGUAGAGAUCACAGGGUUUUCUUUUCCAUUGUGGAGGUUUUGAGAACUGGUUCGCACCUUAAUAAUCUUGGGACAAACAUUUGCACUGAAGCAAAUGACUGGGUAAAAUAAUGCAGAAUUUUGUUUCUGGUCUUUAAAUGGCGUGUGUAUCAGCAAGUCAAAAGACACGGAAAUUGAAUAAAAGAAUUCCUCAUAAGUAAUUGGGAGGUUAUUUAGUGGGUAAGGAACAAUUUGGGAUCUAUUCUCCCCCCUCAUUAUACCGAUGCCUCUUCUGUAUUCAGGAGAACACCAGACCCCAUGCUCAUAUAGCAAUCUUGCUAUAUCAGAAAGAAGGUUAUAUCACUAAGGCUAUUUUGAUUAUUUUUGUUGUUGUAACUACCAAAGAAAUGUGGUGGUCCGAAACAAUCCCAGUAAUGCUGUAUUAUCCUAAAGAAUUAAAUAGUGUGACUGAGCACAGAACUGAAAGCCUGGAAUACUCCAAGCUCUGACAGGUCUUCUCUGGCUUUGGGCAAACCAUGCUAUCUCUCUGACUCUCACUGUCCGUAGUGGUAAAAUGGGGAUAAUACUUCCUACCUCACUGUAUGUAUUGUGAAAUUUACUUGUUGCUUAUAUACCACUUUGCAGAUGAAAAGAGCUACUGACUUUCAUAUGUUACUUGCAGGUAAGUCUUUGGGUGCCUGAAUAUUCAAGCUGUGGUUGCAAUACCUUUGCUUACUGAUAAUGGAGAAAAGGCCUUUGAAAAUAUCUGCUAUGUUUUUUCACCCAAUUACUACUUUUUAAGCAAAAACAUCAUGUUGUAAAAACUGUUACACGACAAAAUUUUUGCAUCAAAUUACUGGGCUUAGUCAUCUGAUCUGAAUGUAAGCAGUAGAUAAUCCUACAAGUUUAGUCUCUAAAUAAAUAUUUAAUUUUGAAUAAA
Molecule: messenger RNA, 5211 nt
Organism: Dermochelys coriacea (leatherback sea turtle)
Lineage: Eukaryota; Metazoa; Chordata; Testudines; Dermochelyidae
Gene: MTR
Product: 5-methyltetrahydrofolate-homocysteine methyltransferase
Exons: 33
Coding region: 199-3999 (1266 amino acids)
Biological process (GO): pteridine-containing compound metabolic process
Molecular function (GO): cobalamin binding; methionine synthase activity; zinc ion binding
Source: RefSeq, a predicted model, not a curated record